UACGCGAAAUUGAUUACCCGGCUUCCGGUCCGUCUGCGUUUCUCUCUUUACUCCUCUUCUUUCCAUGUAUCGUUGAGAGCGUGUUGCUUGCCGAUAAUCGUAAUUUGAAAGAGCUAAAAGAUAAGUAUAGUGGAAAGGAUUGAAGACGAUUGUAUACGGUAAUAAUGGCGGCGACAAUGAGAUGUAUGUUGAGACUCAAUGUGCGAUUGGCCAACAGUACUUUCCAGAGAAAUAACUUCCUCAAUUCUUGCAGAUAUUUGUAUUCAGACAAUAGUUUGGGUUUGCAAGGCUAUGAAAAUGCACGAUUAAACUUUCGCAAUCAGUUUUUAAAUGUGGAGAAUACAUUCCGCAACAAGAUGGAGGAAGUAUGCAAUGCAGAUUCGAGUGUCGUCUUUACAGAAGAUUUAAAGUCUAUGUUGCAUUUAGUUCAGAAAAAACCUGAAGAUAUCGAGCUGCUCAUCAAGAUGUUGACAAAAUUUAACUCUCAAAGCAAGGAGAUGAGAUUUGGUACUUUUAUUUUUGGCCCUGUAGUGAUGCGUGCCUUCUAUUACCUGGAUGAACCAGAUCUCGCGUACACUGCUUUCAAAGAUCCUAAAUUUGAGAACUUCUUUAAUCAAGCAAUCAGUUACCAGGUUCUCUUAUCUCUGUUAUAUAAGCAUGAAAAAUAUGCAGAGAUGAGAGAUGUGUUUGACAUAAUUAAGGUCAGACCCACAGAAACUGGAUAUCCCAAAAGUUGUUCAAUACUAGUUAUGGCUGCUUGUUACAAGGAGAACACACCAGAGACAUUGGACUAUGGCUUAAAGAUCUGGAGAGAAGUAGAAGAAAAGGGAUAUCGAAUCCUUCGUAGAGCCGCGACAUUUUUAGCAGCUUUAGCUAUUAAGCAGGAUGCACCUCAUAUAGCUAUAGAAAUUUUAUGUUCAUUAAAAGAGGCCCGAUAUAUUCAUGUAAGAAAUUUGAAAAUUAUAGCCUAUACAGAUUUGAAGAGGUUUACUGAGAUAGUGCCCAUACUUCGGUCCUCACUAGAACAUGACAGACCGCACAAUCUUCAAAAAGAACAAUAUUUCAGUGAUGUAAUUGAAAAGCUGGAGGAAGCUAUGACAAAGGAGAAUAUCCCAGAAGAUUUUGAACUUUACAAACUGAUUAAUUUACUGAAGAAGGACGAAGGAUACAUUACACCCGAUACUUGGGAAGAGAGUAUUUGCAAGGAAAUAAAAAUCGAUAGAACAAAAAAGAGGAACAUUGGCACAUCACAAACCGAUAUUCUACAGCGACCGCGGAUGUUAACACGUAACAAUAGUAGACCGGCGUUGCGAGAUCUUUUGUAAGUACGUUUAUGGAAAUGUCCAUACUGAAGUUGUAGAAUGUGUCUCGUAUAAGCCGAUGAUUAAUUUGCCUGAGACAAAUUUAAGAUUAAACCAAUGUAUGAUUAAAUAAACGUGAUUUGAUUCGACUGAUGAUGUGGGGACGAAAUUACACUUGUUUUUAUUAAAUGAUAUUUUCUUUGUUCAACGCAUCUCUCAACAAGUUGGUUAAUGAAAUUAAAUAAAAGACUUAUAAAAUAA
Messenger RNA from Monomorium pharaonis (pharaoh ant), 1562 nucleotides. RefSeq names its product pentatricopeptide repeat-containing protein 2, mitochondrial. The coding region runs from base 165 to 1325 and encodes 386 amino acids. Gene Ontology annotation, cellular component: mitochondrion. Lineage: Eukaryota; Metazoa; Arthropoda; Insecta; Hymenoptera; Formicidae. The record is from RefSeq and is a predicted model, not a curated record. Gene Ontology annotation, molecular function: RNA binding. The transcript is spliced from 5 exons. Gene Ontology annotation, biological process: regulation of mRNA processing; multicellular organism development; mitochondrion organization.